GUUAGAUCUAACGCAGUAAAAGAACCAUUAAAAAGGAGGACAAAAAAUGUUAAAUUUGCCGUUGGAAUGAUCGUAACGCAUACAUGGAAAGGUUAUUUCUCUAAUAAUCAUGACGGCGUAAUUAUUGGAUGGAAUCAUAAAUGUGAUAGAAUGUUUCGGGACAAAUUGGACAAGACUAUUAUGUUACCAUAUCUACAUAAAUGCUGUGAUUUUUAUCACAUUUGCGAAUGUCAACAAUUUUCAGCCAGUGUCCAUCAACUGCACUACAUCAUUCUUGCCGAGAAUCAUAGAGUAUGUUAUGUGCAACAAGAUCAACUAUCGAUAUGCUCAUCAAAAAAAAUCGAUAACAUAGAAAUUGGAAGAUAUUUCUCCAGCUUCGAAGGCACUUAUUACGUACCGAAUGAAAGCUUAAGAAAACAUUAUCCAAACGAUACCGCUGCAAUAGCCAAAAUACUUGCCAAACAAUAG
Molecule: messenger RNA, 468 nt
Organism: Formica exsecta
Lineage: Eukaryota; Metazoa; Arthropoda; Insecta; Hymenoptera; Formicidae
Product: F-box only protein 21-like
Exons: 2
Molecular function (GO): DNA binding
Source: RefSeq, a predicted model, not a curated record